GCGCGCGGGAGGAGGAGGAGGAGGAGAAGGAGGGGGGCGCGUUGGGUCGCCCCCGCCCCUUCCCGAAGCUACCGGCGCGUGGACUCUGGCUGCGCGCGCGCGAGCUGUUGCCGGGAUGUGGCGUUGGCGGCGCGUGGGGCAGGCACUGCAGCGGCCCCUCCGCGAGCGGCUCCUGCUGCCGCCCGGCUGGGGGCCGCGCGCUGGGGCCGCCGCCGCCGCCGCCUCCCCCCUACCCAGCGCGAGCCCGGGCGGUUUGUACGAGGCGCUGGCCGAGUCGGCCCCCGUGCACUGGGCGGAGAGCGGGCUGGUGGCGCUGCAGGCGGGCACCGGCCUGCCCUGGUGGCUCAGCAUCGUGUGCGCCGGCGCCGCCCUGCGCACCGGCCUCACCCUGCCGCUGGCCGCGCACCAGGGCCACGUCCUGGCCAAGCUGGAAAAUUUGCAGCCUGAAAUAGAAAACCUAGCUAAGCGUCUUCGCUAUGAAGUUUCAAUUCGUGGGAAGCAACUGGGUUGGUCUGAAAAAGUUGCUAGGUUCCAUUUCAGGAAGAAUAUGGGAAGGAUUGUUUCAGAGUUGUAUGUUCGAGACAACUGCCACCCCUUCAAGGCUAGUCUGUUGAUGUGGAUACAGAUUCCAGUGUGGGUGUUUGUUUCCAUAGCUUUGCGUAACUGCAGUGUAGGUGCAGCAGACUCAGAAGUCCUUGCAGUUCAGGAACAGCUGUCAACAGGUGGAACCCUGUGGUUUACAGACCUUACUGUACCCGAUACUACAUGGAUUUUGCCAGUUUCACUUGGGCUCCUCAAUUUGCUGAUAGUGGAGAUCUUUGCUCUGCGAAAACUUGAACUGUCCAGGUUCCAGAAGUACGCUACCAACUUCAUUCGAGGACUGUCAAUACUGAUGGUUCCUAUUGCUGCAACUGUACCUUCAUCCAUGGCUUUGUACUGGUUAUUCUCCAGCUUCAUGGGACUCUCACACAACCUGCUACUGCGCUCUCCAACUUUUCGUCGACUGUGCCGCAUCCCAAGGACCAAGUCUGACUCAGACACUCCUUAUAGGGAUAUAGUCUCUGCCUUUUAUACUAAGUACUUUUUUAAAAAGUGAUUCAUUUUGCAUUCAGUGGAAGAACUACCCUAUACAGGCAACUUGAGUAAUUCAGAAGUCAUAUUGUAUUGAAAUGUAUCUAUUUAAUAUGGGGCAAAUCUAUGCUACCAUGCUGCAUCAGCGCAGUUGCACUGAUGCAGCUGCACUGCUGUAGCGCACCUGGUGAAGAAAUGCUAUGCUGACGGGAAGGCGUCUCCCACUGACAUAGCGCAGUGUGGACACUGCUUUAAGUCAAUGUCACUUACGUCACUCGGGUGUGAAAAAGCCACCCCCUGAGCAACGUAAGUUACAUCAGCUGAAGCAGUAGUGUAUCCAAGCCCUGAAUGUCUCCUUGAAACAGAAUGUAAAAGGCUGUCGUUGGAACUGUAUUUUUCCUAAUAAAACAGUGGCUGUCUCUGACAAGAA
This is a messenger RNA of Mauremys mutica (yellowpond turtle), 1501 nucleotides long. Its product is annotated as cytochrome c oxidase assembly protein COX18, mitochondrial. Gene Ontology annotation, molecular function: membrane insertase activity. NCBI's taxonomy places the organism in Eukaryota, Metazoa, Chordata, Testudines, Geoemydidae. Gene Ontology annotation, cellular component: mitochondrial inner membrane. The record is from RefSeq and is a predicted model, not a curated record. Gene Ontology annotation, biological process: mitochondrial respiratory chain complex IV assembly; protein insertion into mitochondrial inner membrane from matrix. The transcript is spliced from 6 exons. Bases 116 to 1096 code for a protein of 326 amino acids.